AUGCUUUUACAGUCAUUUCUAGAAGUUAUAAGGCAGUUCAAUCUCGAUGCUUAUAUGAAUCCUAUAGCUGAUGAACACUUUAAUGAAAUAAUAGGACCAUGUGAUAGUCGAGUAAAAACUUUAACAGGAUAUACAGGAACAUAUGGAACAGCUAUUACUGGUGCUAAUAAUGCAUUCUUUACAACAUAUCAAUUUCUUGAAAAGGCAAGAACAGAAAUAAAAGAUUAUCAAGUUAUUGAAGACCUACCUGAUGCUAUGAAUUCAUGGAUUGUAUCUAAUGGAAUUAAGCGUAUUGGUAUUAGCUCUAAAUUAAUGCCAUCGAAGAUUUACAAAAAGUUAUACCAGGAUCUUAAUAGUGCUGGUGUAGAACUUGUACCAUUUACCGAUGAUUUAUUCGAUAAAGUUUGGAAAGACAAACCUAAAAGAGUAUUUAAUGAAAUAUUUGAUUUACAAUCACACAAGUAUAACGAAUUCAUUGAUAAAAAUUAUAUUAAACAAUUUCCUGAAUUUAAAAUUAACGAUAAAGCUGUAUACGAUCUCAAUACUAUCAUUCCGGGCGAAAAUUACAGAACUAAAUUAAAAAGAAUAAGACAAGAAAUAAAUGAAGAUGAAGGCUAUGUAAUAGCAAAUUUAUCUACAUUAGGAUGGUUAACAAAUUUACGGGGAAAUGAUUUGGAUUUUUCAUCUGCAUUUUAUUCUUUCGGUUAUCUUACUAAAAAAAAGUUUAUAUUGUUUACAAAUAAUAAAAUUGAAAGAAAAGGCAUAACAUCUAAACCUUACGAUGAAUUUUAUCCAUUUUUAAGUACUAUUAAAGAAAAAAAGAUUUUUAUAUCAGGCGAUGUAAAUUUUUUUAUAUAUGAAAAAUUAAAAAACCCUGAAUAUUCCGAUUUAGUUGAAAUUUAUGAAAAUCUAAAAAAUAAAACAGAAAUAUUUGGUUUUAAGAUGUCGGGUGUUCAGGAUUCCAAAGCCAUUAUUCAGUUACUAGCAUUGCUAGAAAAUUCUACUGUAGAUUUUACUGAACUGGAAAUACAAGAUAAAUUAAUUGAAUUUAAAAAACAAAACAAAGGAUAUUUUUCUGAAAGCUUUAAACCAAUAAUAGCAUCUGGUUCUAAUUCUAGUAAAAUUUACCACGAAGCAACUAAUAAAAUUCAUAAAAAAGAUGAAAUAUUACUACUUGACGUUGGUAGUCAUUACAUGUAUGGAACUACAGAUAUUACGAGAACAGUAUGUCUUGGCGAGCCAUCACCUGAUAUGAUACGAUUUUAUACAAUAACCUUAAAAUCGUUAAUAAAAGCUAAGUAUAUUAGAAAAAAUUUCAUACAGGGAAAAGAACUGGAUGACGCGGCAAGAUAUUUUUUAAAAAAAAUUGGUAAAAAUUACAUUACAUCUACUGGUCAUGGCGUAGGAUUUUUCGCGCAAGUUCACGAAAAAUUUCCUAAAAUGGAUUAUGAUGAGGACACGCUAGCAGUGCAUAAUGUUUUCACUAUAGAGCCGACCUAUUAUGAUGCAAAUCUAGGAAUACGAAUCGAAGAUCAGGUUAUUUUGAAUGAAAGUGAUGGAUUCGUAUUUCAAACUAAUCUAAGUUUUGUACCUUUUCAAAUGAAUAUGAUUGAUAAUAGUAUGUUAACAGAGGCAGAAAGAAAAUUAGUUAAUUUGUACAGUAGAAAGAUGUUGGGAUUUUUAUCGCCGUUGUUUGAUAAAAAAUCACCAGAAUAUAAAUAUCUAGUCGAAAACACUCAAGAGUUACCUAAUGUUGAGCAGACCAAAGAUGAGAAUGGAGAAAUAUACAAUCACAAUAUUACUAAAUAA
Vairimorpha ceranae is the source of this 1809-nucleotide messenger RNA. Its product is annotated as x-prolyl aminopeptidase 2. Lineage: Eukaryota; Fungi; Microsporidia; Nosematidae. The transcript has a single exon. The coding region runs from base 1 to 1809 and encodes 602 amino acids. The record is from RefSeq and is a predicted model, not a curated record.